GGUAGGGGAUUCAAAUGAAAGGAGGGCAGAGCGGACAAAGCCAAAUCAAUCAAAUGAAGUCAAGGCAAGGCGGGAAACCAUUGAGAAUCUAGUUUCGUAUUCUCAUCUCUCUGCUUCUGCUUCUGCUUCUGCUUCCCCAAACCACAACUAUCUCCUGUUCGAUUUCUGCAUUUUUCAGUCAAAUCCAGCAGAAAGAAUGAAAGAAAUGCAACAAAACAACGAAAGAAAAUUCUGAAUUCUGAAUUCUGAAUCUGCUCGUCAUCGCGCUCUCUACUGUUCCCCUCGAACAGAUAUGGCGAGGACCAAACACAUGGCUCAACGGAAGCGAAAUCGCCGUCAAUCCGCCUCCACAUCUGCAGCAACCAGCACACCACCGCCUGCUGCAACACCUUCGGCACCUACGAGAAGAAGCCCCCGGGGUGAGCCGUUGAGUACAAGACAUGAGUCAGGGAAGAAGAAGAGGCGGUAUAGGCAAGGGACGGUGGCGCUUCGCGAGAUCCGGCAUUUCCAGAAGACCUGGAAACUCCUCAUUCCAGCUGCUCCUUUCAUAAGAACUGUGAAAGAGAUUAGUAACUUUUUUGCCCCUGAAAUCAGCCGGUGGACAGCUGAAGCUCUAGUGGCAAUUCAGGAGGUGCGCCUUGCGCCUCGGGCUCCAGGACCCUUUGCACCUCAAUGCGCCUAUCGCCUUUCAGAACUAUGGCUCACUAUUUUAAUGGCAGCGGAAGAUUAUUUAGUUCGUUUGUUUGAAGAUGCAAUGCUAUGUACAAUCCAUGCAAAGCGAGUGACACUCAUGAGAAAGGACUGGGAGUUGGCUCGGCGGCUUGGAGGAAAAGGGCGACCUUGGUGAGAGCAUCAGAUUGGUUACCCACACUAGCAGUGGUGAUUUAUCCAAUUAUGGAAUCUCAAGCUAUAUUUUAACAGCAACUUCAUAUCUGGCAAGAUAAAAUAGUUGGAAGUAAUGAGGAAUCCUGGCCCUUUAGAUAUCAUUACCAAUGCAUGCAUUGCUUCCCCAAUACGCUGCAGCGUUAUAAAGAACUUUCAUUCUCUGUUUUAGUGAAGAUUCAAUUUGCUUGCCAGAUGUGAUAGUACAAGCUUUCACUGUAGAACAUUUCAGAUUGAACAGGUAGGCAAGAUUCGGGCAGAAACUGCGAGGCAACAUAUGGUUUGUGCUGGCAGAUGUGUAAAGAGGCUUAUCCUUAUAACUAGUAAUUCAUUCUAGUCUUCCACCUCCUGGUUCUGCUUCUUGGUUUAUUUUAUACUUGGAAAUUGAAGUUCAAUUACCUGUGUCAUUUAUUUGAAAGUUUUGUGGUGAAGGGGGUUCAGCUAGAGUUUUAGUAGCAUUGGGAUUUCAAGUCCUAUAAGAUUGAAAAAUUAUAUGAGAAGACUCCCAAGAUAUUGAGUAGCCCUAGGAGAUUUAUUAAGGGCAUACAUCUUUGCAUAUUUAUAAAUUUGAUAGUAUGGAUGAAUGUAUAAAAAAAUCCCUUGUUUUCAAUAGUUUGUCUUAUUCUUCAUCAUUUGUAGUAAAAAUUUCCCUGCUAUUAAAAAAUAGAGGGUGAGCCAUGGUAGCAACGGCAAGGUUAUUUAGAAGAACAAGACAAGGCAGUUAGUUAACAAGCUAGAACAUAAAGUGACUGGUGUGAAAUGUUUUUAUUAAAGUGAAGCAUAAUACAAAUGGUUUUGUGUGAAGAACUCAGGCAAGGGUAGCUACAAAGGGUUAUACACCAAAGUUGUAUUGAUUAUAAAGAAACAUUUGCUUUGGCAGCUGGCUUGGGUGCUAUGAAUUUAUCAUUGCAUCGGCAACACAAAGGCUGGUUGUUUUAUCAACUUGACAUGAAAUCUGCUCUCUCUUGAUUGGAGAAUUGAAAAAGGAAGUUUGUGUUGAACAAUCCAGGAUUUGUGAUUGAAGGUGGGGAAAAUAUAGUGUACAGUUUGAAGGAAGCAAUGCAUUGGUUGAAGGAAGCUCCAAGAGCUUAGUAUAGUCAAAUUGACAAUCACUUUUGUAUUUCUGCUUGUAAAUUCAGUUACUGUAGUGGAAAAGAUUUCAGGAAAAAGCAAAAAUGAGGCAGCCUUUUAUGUUAAGCAUGGCAAUAAUGA
This is a messenger RNA of Diospyros lotus (date-plum), 2094 nucleotides long. RefSeq names its product histone H3-like centromeric protein CENH3. Lineage: Eukaryota; Viridiplantae; Streptophyta; Magnoliopsida; Ericales; Ebenaceae. Gene Ontology annotation, molecular function: structural constituent of chromatin; protein heterodimerization activity; DNA binding. The record is from RefSeq and is a predicted model, not a curated record. Gene Ontology annotation, cellular component: nucleosome. The transcript is spliced from 8 exons. Bases 293 to 847 code for a protein of 184 amino acids.